This is a messenger RNA of Lobosporangium transversale, 675 nucleotides long. RefSeq lists its product as hypothetical. The annotation marks the transcript as partial. The record is from RefSeq and is a predicted model, not a curated record. The transcript has a single exon. Lineage: Eukaryota; Fungi; Mortierellomycota; Mortierellomycetes; Mortierellales; Mortierellaceae.
GAUGAGAAAGAAGAGGAGGUUAAGGAGGAAAAGAAGAAAAAAAAGAAUAACAAAGGGAAGGCCAAGUAUAUCAGAAAGACUGAUAAGACCAGGAAAGUGAAGGAGGCUACUGCCGAGGACCGACGGUUGAAGAGGGCCCACCCCACUGUUGCAUUAACUCUGGGCACGUUAAAGACAUGUGUAGUUGCCAAGCUGGACUCUACUUCCGAUCCCAAUCUCAAUCCCGAGCAACUUGCUGCAACAAUUCAAGGGCUCAUUCAAUCAUUUAUUAAAAUGUUGAAUGAGGCACGGAUUCGAGCUUUCUGGGCCUGCGCCUUGUGGAUCGAUAACCUGCUUACCACUGGGCCAUCCAAUCCAGCUGAUCUCCCACAACUCCUAGAUGAAGUUCUUGAUAGCAGGGACUUUAUUUACGGCCUUGCUGCGUUGUUGUAUCACGGAGUGAUGAGUCCAUUAUCUAGGUAUAGCAGGGAAGUGAAGAAAAAAGGCGAAGGGAACGUAGCCAAGCCGUCCCAGCUCAAAGCAUACGAAAACUUCUAUGCAAAGACAGGGCUUGGUCCUUUAAACCAGAUCUAUCCCGAUUUGGUGAUCAGCAGGUCGUCUCGGAUGGUCAUGGUCCCUGUUCAAGCAGCGCUAAGGUCUCACUAUCGGAAUGCGCAGGUAAAUAUAAUAUUAUAA